AUGUCGAGUCCCCCGCCGGAAGUGGUUUUUUCAAAUGACGUCCGAAACAUGGACGAUUGGGCCAAGCGCACUGGCAUUCCUUUGACCAGCGCUGAUGCCUUAGGAACUAAUUACGCCAGGGCUCGUCGUUGGCUCUUGUCGCUGAAGCAACAGCUCGUCCAGCGUCACGGAUGGCGAGAGGCGUCCCCGCUCGACUCGCGGAUGCUGUUUUCCAUCGAGUGCAGUCCUCCCCAUCGGUCAUCUAGCGGACUUCCACGUUCGCCCAACAUGCGCUUGCAAAUCCCACUCAAUGCGUCAUCAUUCUUCAGCCCAGACCGACGAGUGCAAUGGGAGAUGGUAUUCCACAGUGCCGUCUUUCCUUCCAUGCGUCACACCGUCACCCCGGUCUCUGACCUCCUCCACCUCCUUCAAUGUCUCCUCACCGGUCUCCUCGUUCUCGUCAAGGUAGAACGUGUACCGAACGAGGGCGUGUAUCGGACGAUACGAGGACUCCCGCCCAUCGAAUGGAUCAGUUCUCAUGAGCAGAUGCUCACGGAGGUCUUCGGUUCUGCGCAUUACCGCACGCUGUUCCGUGCUGCGAGCGACAAGCGCAUCGCAUUCAAGCUGGAACACGAGCGGUGA
Messenger RNA from Heterobasidion irregulare TC 32-1, 621 nucleotides. RefSeq lists its product as uncharacterized. The transcript has a single exon. Lineage: Eukaryota; Fungi; Basidiomycota; Agaricomycetes; Russulales; Bondarzewiaceae. The record is from RefSeq and is a predicted model, not a curated record. The coding region runs from base 1 to 621 and encodes 206 amino acids.